AUGUACCGGCGGUUUUUGCUGCUGCUAAAAGCCAAAAAGCCCCCUGCUGUAAGCCUUUUAUUUUGUAGUGAGUUCAUCCGUACGUCGUGCAGCGCCACCACGUUCCCUAAGCUGUGCUACAACUCCCUCUCCGCCCACGCCACCAAAAUCCAGACCAGCGCCAAGCUCCUCGCCUCCACCGCCCUCGACGUCACCCUAGCGUCAGCGAAGUCCACCACCGCCGCCAUGUUCAACCUCCAGCAGUCCCACGGCGGCAUCAGCCCCCGCGACUCCGCGGCGAUGCGCGACUGCGUGGAGGAGCUCGGGGACUCCGUCGACCAGAUCCGACAGUCCAUCGACGAGAUGCAUGCCUCCAAGGGCGGCGCGGAUUUCGAGAUGAUGAUCAGCGACGUCCAGACGUGGGUCAGCGCGGCGCUGACCGACGAGACCACGUGCAACGACGGGUUUGCCGGGAAGGGCACGGCGGCCGACGGGGAGAUGAAGACGGUGGUGAGAGGGAAGAUUGAGACGAUUGGUCAGCUCACCAGCAACGCCUUGGCUCUCGUCAACGCCUAUGCUACUCUCCAUCACUAG
Molecule: messenger RNA, 573 nt
Organism: Linum tenue
Lineage: Eukaryota; Viridiplantae; Streptophyta; Magnoliopsida; Malpighiales; Linaceae
Source: the annotation of a GenBank genome assembly